Labeo rohita (rohu) is the source of this 1640-nucleotide messenger RNA. RefSeq names its product NK2 homeobox 5 (gene nkx2.5). Lineage: Eukaryota; Metazoa; Chordata; Actinopteri; Cypriniformes; Cyprinidae. Gene Ontology annotation, biological process: cell differentiation; regulation of transcription by RNA polymerase II. The coding region runs from base 118 to 1065 and encodes 315 amino acids. Gene Ontology annotation, molecular function: RNA polymerase II cis-regulatory region sequence-specific DNA binding; DNA-binding transcription factor activity, RNA polymerase II-specific. The record is from RefSeq and is a predicted model, not a curated record. Gene Ontology annotation, cellular component: nucleus. The transcript is spliced from 2 exons.
UCUUAGAAAGAUGAGCGUUGGUUUAUACCUCUAAACACAAAAGUUUAACCCCAUUCAUUAAACGACUCCGCACCCCUGAUAAAUGCCAACCGGAUCGCCCAAGAGGACCAUCAUUCCAUGGCAAUGUUCUCCAGCCAGAUGACUUCCACUCCUUUCUCAGUGCGGGACAUAUUGAACCUGGAGCAAAAUCAGGAGGACUUGGUCUCUCUGGACAUGUCUCAGCGGCUGGACAGUGCCCUAAUUCCGACCUCAUCCUGCAUGCUGUCCACUUUCAAGCAAGAGCAGUUCAUGGAAAUGCCAUCGGGAGCCUCUCUCUUCAGCGAAGAGCUCCAGGACGACAAAGGCAACAAAAACGGCUCUCUGAACUUCGGUACCGCUGCCUUUUAUGGGAAGAACUUCCUAGAAAUGGACUAUGUUAAAGAGACAAAGACAGACGACACGUUUGAAGACAAAGAGAAAAAAGACAUCAGCUGUUCUCAGGAAGAUCCAAGUGAAGAUCUGAAGCUGGACGAUGCGGAUCGGCCCAAACAGAGGAAAAGGAGAAAGCCUCGUGUUCUCUUCUCUCAAGCGCAGGUGUACGAGCUGGAGCGACGCUUCAAACAGCAGAAAUACCUCUCCGCACCUGAGAGAGAUCAUCUAGCCAACGUGCUGAAACUCACCUCCACACAGGUGAAGAUCUGGUUCCAGAACAGACGCUAUAAGUGCAAGAGGCAGCGUCAGGAUCAGACCCUGGAGAUGGUGGGCAUCGCUCCUCCGAGACGCAUCUCGGUGCCGGUUUUGGUUCGGGAUGGAAAGCCGUGCCUGGGCGACACGUCCACAUACAACACCUCGUACAACGUGGGGAUCAAUCAUUUCACCUACAACACCUACCCGGCGUUUAGUAACUUCCCGAGUCCGGGCAACACGAACUACUCAUGCAACUACCCGUCGAGCAUGUCCAGCAUCCAGCCCUCACAGUCCAACAGCAACUAUGUGAACUUUGGAGUUGGGGAUCUAAAUAACGUCCAGGCUUCGUUUCAGUCCAGCAGCGGGGUUCCUUCACUACACGGCAUACGAGCUUGGUGAAAACAAGAACUUUAUUGCAUGCAUGCAUCAUUUCUAUGGACAUUUACAUUUAAAUGACAUUUUCAUAAUUGAUUAUUUGAAUAGCCGGGCCGGAUGAUUUUGCUCUGUCAGAUGCAAGAUACGUUCUUUUUCAGGCUUUAAUAUCUACGCAUCCUUUUCUUUAAAAACAUGUCUGAAUAAUUUGCUUGCACUUGAGUUAAAUUAUGAGAGAUAAACCGCACGUCAAAUAGGUAGAUUAUUUAUAAUUUUCACCAGGCCUGUGUAGCCUAUAAAACUCGGGCGAAGUUAAGUUUCUUUCUUUCUUUCUUUUUCAAGGUCAGUCUCACUUUUAUACAAAAUUGUCAGACAAAUGAUAUAGACUGUAACCAAUAAAUGCCAUCAAUUAACUAUUAAUACUAAUCAGUAAAUUUCUUUGUGUAUAGCCAAAAAGUACCGCACGAGUACGGUUCGAGUUUGUUAUUAAUUUGUUUGUGUAAGUCUGUAACAUUUUGAAAGAAAAUAAAGCCUUUUCAAGAAUGUAUGCAAUUAUUAUUUGUUUGUGUAAUAACAAUUCAAAUAGUAGCACAUUAACAACA